Molecule: messenger RNA, 3899 nt
Organism: Ictalurus punctatus (channel catfish)
Lineage: Eukaryota; Metazoa; Chordata; Actinopteri; Siluriformes; Ictaluridae
Gene: traf6
Product: TNF receptor-associated factor 6
Exons: 7
Coding region: 54-1676 (540 amino acids)
Biological process (GO): positive regulation of JNK cascade; protein K63-linked ubiquitination; regulation of apoptotic process
Cellular component (GO): plasma membrane signaling receptor complex
Molecular function (GO): zinc ion binding; ubiquitin protein ligase activity; tumor necrosis factor receptor binding
Source: RefSeq, a predicted model, not a curated record
GUUUGGAUUCAGGAAGAGGUAGGGCUUUACCAGCUCAGACGCUGCUAGCAAAGAUGGCGUGUGGUGACAUGCAUAAAUCCAAUCCCGAUGAGUAUCCAUUCUCCAGAUGUAUGGCUGAAAUGGAGAAGGAGAGGGAGUCAUACUUAAGCCCUACAGAAAACCCAUCCACAAUUAGUGUCUCAUCUGGCACCCAAGCAGAACAGCAAGGCUACGAUGUUGACUUUGACCCUCCACUGGAGAGCAAGUACGAGUGUCCCAUCUGCCUGAUGGGUCUAAGGUCAGCUGUGCAGACACCAUGUGGCCAUCGCUUCUGCAACAGCUGUAUUAAAAAGUCCAUCAGGGACACAGGGCAGAAAUGUCCAGUUGACAAUGAAGUGCUGACAGAGGACCAACUUUUUCCAGAUAACUUUGCCAAGAGGGAAAUCCUCUCUCUCACUGUGCGCUGCCGCAAUUUUGGCUGUAAUGAGAAAAUGGAGCUCAGACACUUUGAGAAUCACUUGAAGCUCUGUGAAUUUGCCACAGUGCCCUGCCUGCAGUGUAAUGAGCCUGUAUGGAAGAAUAGUAUAGAGGAACAUAUGAACCAGGAGUGUUUACAGCGCCUGAUCACAUGCCCUGACUGUGCAGAGAAUAUCAUCUAUGCUAACAAACAGUUUCAUGAGCAGAUGUGUCCCUUCGUGAAUACAGUGUGUGAGUACUGUAACAUGGAGUUCAUUCGGGGUCAGUUGUCAUCACACUGUGCCACAGACUGCCUGAAAGCUCCCGUUGCCUGUACUUUCAGCAUGUUUGGUUGUCAAGAAAAGAUGGCAAGGAACGACCUGGCCCUUCACAUGCAGGAGUUCACUCAGAUGCACAUGCGCUACAUGGCCGAGUUCCUGAAGAACCAGACUAUGAACGGCAUUCCGCCAGCUCCAACAUGUGGCCCUUCGUGUUCUUCCCCAUCUGAGCAUGGUGCCUCUGCCAGGGUGGGAGAGCCAUGCCAGUGCAGCCAGGACAUGCAGCAGCUACGUGAGACUGUUGUGGAACUCGAGGGCCGCCUCGUGCGCCAGGACCACCAAAUACGGGAGCUGAGCAUUCGCAAUGAUACACAGCAUACGCAGCUAACGGAGCUACGCAAGAAGCUGGCGUCGCUGGAAGAGAAAAUGCACGAGCUGGAAGCUCAGCAGUACCAGGGUGUCUAUGUUUGGCGAAUCGAGGGAUUCUCAGCUCACCUGCACCAACAAGAAGCCGGACAACCAGUUGUGCUCCAUAGCCCACCAUUCUACACGGGUAGACCGGGCUAUAAGCUGUGCCUGCGACUGCACCUGCAGACACCAAGCGCACCACGUUGCUCUAACUACAUCUCGCUGUUUGUGCAUACAAUGCAGGGUGAGUUUGACAGCCAGCUCCCAUGGCCCCUGCAGGGCACCAUCCGGCUGGCUGUGCUGGACCAGGCUGAAUGCCAACACCAUGUUGAGAUAAUGGAGACCAAACCAGACCUACAGGCCUUCCAGAGGCCCACAGUGCUGCGCAACCCCAAAGGCUUUGGCUAUGUCACCUUCAUGCAACUGCAGGCGCUGCGCCAGCGAGGCUUUGUCAAGGACGACGUGCUGCUGGUGCGCUGUGAGGUCAUGCCACGUUUCGACACCAGUCUCAGGAGAGAGGGCAUGCAACCUCGAGGACCUGAACCAUCCCUCUGAGCUUGUUGUAAUUACUUAAUCUCAUUGCUGUUGCCUUAGUUCUCAGAGACACAUCUUACUAGAUCCAAAGUUUCCUUUUGUUUUAAGAGAAGAUCAUUACAUUACAUUUAUGUACGACUUUGAAGCAGUGAUCUAAAAGGACUAUGUCUUGAAGUACCACAAACAAAACAGUACAUUGCUUUAACGUCUCUGAAAUGCUGAUUAAACAGGGGCGUCAUAGAUUCGCCCACUGAAAGAAACCAGAAGUAUUAAGAGCAGCUCUAGGGGGUGUACUGUGAAACCAAGAACCUGCUUCCUGUGUUUGUUUGGUUUUUUUUUUGGUUUUUUUUUCAUAUAAUUUUCUUAAUAACUGAAUAGCAUUUUGUGAACGAAUGCCAUCAUCCUAAAGGAAAUGGUGGUGUGUAGCAAAACUAAUAUCUGUAGGUACGUCUACCCUGAAUGCACUGGAGAAAGUAAAAUAAUUUCAUAAUAACCCCCUUUUGUAAUUGAUAAUGUAUGUGCUGCCAUAAGAUCAUCACACACAAUACCACUAAUAGAAAGAAGUAACAAAAAAUAACAGGUACAUUCAUUUGACAAAUAACAGAGUAUUGUUUUCUUAGAAGAACAUUAUCCAGAAGUUACAGCAUGAAGUCAGAGCUCCAAAAAUAGGGUAUUUGGCUGAACAACAGAGCUAUUCAAUCAUAAAGGAAUGCAAAAGCCUCAAGGUGAAUCAUGUCAAGUAUACAGCCAUGUGAAAAAAUAAGUACACCCCAUGGAAAUUGUUUUUUGACACAUAAGCAAACAUUUGGUCAUCUUUGAAAUGGUGCCUAUUACUAAAGUUGAUCUACAUGAACAAAACCACAAGGAAAAUUAGCUUUUCAAUCAUUUAUUCAACAGAAUUUUCAAUAAAGUGAUAUUAUUCUGUGGAAAAAGUAAGUACACCAUUGGCCUCAGAAGCUAGUAUUGCCCCCUUUAGCAGAAAUAACUUCUUGUAGGCGUUUUGCAUAAUUGUCCACUAGACUUGCUGGAAUUUUUGACCACUCUUCCAUGCAAUAUUCUUUCAGUUGCAAGAUGUUUGAGGGUUUUCUUGCAUGUACUGCCGCUUUCAAUCCCCCCAAAAGAACAUUUCAGUGGGAUUCAAAUACGGGCUUUGACUAGGCCAUUCCACAACCCGACAUUCUUUGCUGGAUUUGCUAGUGUGCUUAGGAUCAUUAUCCUGUUGAAAUGUCCACUUUCGACUCAGCUUCAACUUUCAGACAGAUGGCCUCACAUUAUCUUCAAGUACUCUUUGAUGUGAUGCAGUAUUCAUAGUUGAGUCAAGAAUGCAAGCCGUGCAGUCCCCGAGGCAGCAAAGCAACCCCAAACCAUAACAUUUCCACCAUCAUGCUUCACAGUUGGUAUGAGGUACUUCUCAAAAGCUGUCUUUGGUCUGCGCCAAACAUGUCUAUUGUUACUGUGGCCAAACAACUCUAUCUUUGAUUCAUCUGUUGAGAGCACAAAAUUCCAAAAGGCCUGGUUUUUGCCUAUAUGCUCAUUGGCAAACUGUUGUCUUGCAAAGGCUUUUUCCUGGCACACCUCUCAUGCAGCUCAAAUUUGUGCAAUCUCUUUUCGACUGUAGAAGCAUGCACUUUGACACCAAUAGUUGCAAGACUUACUAGCAGAUCCUGUGAUGAAAUUUUGAGCUCUUGGGCUGAAUUUGCUGGGACGGCCAGUCUUGGACAAAUUGGCACUUGCUCGAAAUCUACACCACUUCAAGAUGAUUUUCCUUUCAGUGGAAUGAUGUAUUUCAAAUAAUUUGGAGAUCUUUUUAAAAUCCUUGCCAGACUCAUAGGCAUCCACUACCUUUUUUUUCUGAAGGCCUUACAAAACUUUUUAGCUCUGGGCAUGAUGACACCACACACCUCAAUAACAAAGGGAACACCAGACACUAGAUAUGAGAGGGGUAUAAAUAAGACUGGUUCCACCUGCACUCCCUAAGCAGGUUCUAAUCACUGGCACCCAAUCUUGAACACCUGCUUCUAAUUUAAUGGAUUUGAAGGUGUGAUAAAUGUAGGGGUGCACUUACUUUUUUUUUUUUUUUUUUUUUUAAACAUGAAACAUGUGACUGGUCUGUUUUUUUUUGUUAAUUGAAAUUGUGAAAAUGACUACAAAAUGCCAAUUUUAUGUCAUUUGAUAGUGUAUCACCUUUAUUAAUAGGCACGGUUUCAAAGAGGAUCAAAUAUUUGUUUUUCCAAAUACGUUUUU